This is a messenger RNA of Peronospora matthiolae, 1026 nucleotides long. The record is from the annotation of a GenBank genome assembly. NCBI's taxonomy places the organism in Eukaryota, Oomycota, Peronosporomycetes, Peronosporales, Peronosporaceae.
AUGGAUCAUAUACCGUCGUUGCCCAAGUCCAUCAAGGGGAACACCGAACUGCUCAUUUGGGUCGACCUUUUCUCGGGAUAUGUGAUUGCAAAGGCUAGCUCCUCUCGGACGGCACAAACAAUAGCGGAGAAUUACGAAGAAUGUGUGUUUCGACGCUUCGGAGCUAGCGAGGCUAUCAGGCACGAUCGAGAACCGGGAUUUAUGUCCGACUUCUUUCGAGCCUUCAGUCGGAUCGUAGGACAAAAACAGCGUGAUACUAUGGCUUACAGGCCACAAGCAAAUGGAACAGCCGAACGAAUGGUGCAAACCCUGACACAUUCGCUCAAGAUGUACGUGGCUGAAGUUGACCAGCGAGACUGGGAUGAGUAUGCUGAGCGGCUCACAUUUGCCAUUAACACUGCACAAGAUCGGAUCCGGGGGGAUACCCCAUUUUAUCUGAUUCAUGGGUGGGACCCGCGAUCGACUUUGGAGGCUACGCUACCAGUGGGGAAUACGGGGACACGAGAUCGCGAUCCAAAGAGGUGGAGAUACAAAAUCCAAAGACAAUACCAGCGAGCCCGAUCUGCAGUGAACGAUCGUCUACAAGCCGCGAUCCAGGAGCGAGCGGAUCGACACAACGAAGAUCUGGAACCACACGAGAUCGAAGUAGGAGCGCAAGUUUGGCUAUACCUGGACCGAGUUAAAGAGGGAUAUGCGAAGAAGCUAGCGCACAUGUGGCAUGGGCCAUUCCGAGUUGCGGACGUAAAGACGUUCCCUGAACGCCCGAAGGAUCAGCUUACGAUAGAGGAAUCAGAUCGCUUGGAUUUCGAUGAAGCUCUGCUGCCAGAAGACAGUUGGGAUGGCGAUCUUGAAGAAGGGGAAUACGAAGUAGAGGCAAUAUUGGACGUGCGAUCUGGUAGAAAAACCCGUUAUGGGCGAGUACACCGGCAGUUUCUGGUGAAGUGGAAGGGAUAUCCCGAUCUAAGUUGGGUGGACGAGGCCGAUCUAAGUUGUGGGGCGAUCUUGCAAGAGUUUGAGCGGAACUGA